This is a messenger RNA of Botrytis cinerea B05.10, 1423 nucleotides long. RefSeq lists its product as hypothetical. The record is from RefSeq and is a predicted model, not a curated record. Lineage: Eukaryota; Fungi; Ascomycota; Leotiomycetes; Helotiales; Sclerotiniaceae. The coding region runs from base 315 to 1238 and encodes 307 amino acids. The transcript has a single exon.
GGGGUUCGGGAAUUGUUGAUUAGUGUCACGGCCUGGCGCAUUGCCGGUCGGUUCUAUUACCUGAUAGAGUCAUUUCCAAGAUCAAUAUUGAGGACUCUAGUAAGAAAUCAAUGAAUAGUUCGGAAAGAUCAAUGGCCGGACAGAAAUCUAUCGUCGUCAUGGCAAUUGCUAACUCUAUAUAACUGCUUGUUUAUCCUACUAUUAUCAGUCCCUGACCAUCAGACAGCUCAGCCUUCCCCUUCGUUUUCCAACCGAACUACCUACAUUCAACGGUUAUCCAAUCCUAACCCCUUUUCCAAAUAAUCAAAUAAAUUAUGCUAUUCUCUACCACCACCAUUGUCGCUAUCGCCAGCAUCUUAAACGUUGCAUCGGCUCUUCCUGCAAAAAGACAGGCAGCGCCAACCGAUGCGGACAUCCUCCAAUAUGCCUUAACGCUCGAACAUCUCGAGAAUGCAUUCUACAAGAAGGCUCUCAGUGAAAUGCCAGAACAGAUGUGGCUCGAUGCAAACUUCACCUCUUCCUUCUACAACCAGUUGAAGUAUAUUGCGCAUGAUGAAGAAGCACAUGUUGUCUAUCUUCAAAAUGGCCUCACCGCUGCGGGUGCUGCUCCUGUUCAAGCCUGUGAAUACAAAUUUCCAUUCACGGAUCCCAAAUCAUUCGUUGCUCUCGCUUCCGUCAUUGAGGGUGUCGGUGUUUCCGCUUACCUCGGAGCAGCAGCCGAUAUCACAACAAAGGCCUACCUUACCGCAGCUGCUUCUAUACUUGCCACCGAAGCUUUACAUCAAUCUGCUGAACGUAACGCCAAUGGUGAAAUUCCAAUGGCCAACCCUUUCGCCACACCCCUUGGAUUGAACGCUGUCUACUCUAUCGCAUCAUCCUUUAUCGUCUCUUGCCCAUCUACCAACGCUGCCUUGCCCGUAAUGGCCUACCCAUCCCUCGCCCUCAAGUCUGGCUUGCCUACUGCACCAGGCGCCAAUGUUGCCCUUGUACCAGAGACAACUCCUUCCGGAACGUUCUACACUACCUUUGUGAGCGGGCUCGAUACUGUCUCUGUUGAAAGCCAAGUUGGCAGUGACGGUUUAAUCAUGACUGCAGUUCCAAUGAACAUCUCAGGACAAAGUUAUGCCUUCUUGACCAGUGACAACUCUGUCACCUUGAGUGAUUCCAACAUCAUUGCUGGUCCAGCUAUCAUAGAGGUUACACCUGGUUCGCCAGUAUUCGACUUGUCAACCAUUUAAAAUAAUGGGUUGUUGCAUGGUGGAGGUAUGAAUUAAAAAUUGGUAGUAAUUUCUACAGGCAUUCGGUGGUCAAAUAAUGGUUUUAAUGGGCGGGGCGUGUGCCAAGUACUAUUCUAUGUUUAAUAACGAUUCCUCUUGUCAGCUUCACAAACUUUGUAUUGUAUAUAAUAGUAUUCAAUAAAUCA